AUGUUUUCAAGAGUCAACAAGAAUCAAAGUCAUUCAUUGAAUGAACACUUGGACGAUGCAUCUGCAUCAUCUUUCAACUCCACAUUAAAUGGUAGUAAUCAACAUUAUACCAGCAAUGGUAGUGGUAACCAUUCCAAAACAUAUUACCAUUAUAGUAACGAUAGCAGUACCAGCAUUAAGAACAUAAGCGAAAAUAAGGAGGGUAAACGUUAUUCUAUGGAGGAAGUGUUCAAGGUAUGGUAUGAUAACCAGGAAAAGAUUUUGAGUUUGAAAACAAAAACCAGCAGCAACGAAAAUUAUAAGCUGGCCGAGCCAGAGCCGAUUUAUCAUCUCGUUUUACAAGAAAUGAAAUCUGAUUCUAGUGCCAAAACUCAGGUUCAUCAGCAACCAGUGGCAGCUAUAGGGGGUCAUCAGCAACCAGUGGCAGCUAUAGGGGGUCAUCGGCAACCAGUGGCAGCUAUAGGGGGUCACCAGCAACCAGUGGCAGCUAUAGGGGGUCAUCAACAACCAGUGGCAGCUAUAGGGGGUCAUCAACAACCCCCCGCACAACAACAAGAACGAGAACAAGAAAAGGAUCCAAGUUCGUUUGUAAAUACAGGAGUUGAUCAAGCAGAUGCUUCUAUAUUGAGUACUUUCAGCAAUUUGCAUUUGAGAAAUUCUGAUGGUAGUAGCACGGCAACCAAUUUUCAAGAACCGCUGCAUAAUUUUGUAAAUAGAUCCACCCUGCAAACUGGGAACGGUUCAUCAUCAUUUGGCUCCACGGUGUCAAGUGAACUUCCACCGCCGGGGAUUAUGAAACCUACUACCGCGUUAUUGACAUCUGACAAGUUGUAUUGGCAUUAUAUUGACCCAUCAGGGAACGAACAAGGGCCUUUUAGUGGUGACAUGAUGCAAGAAUGGUUUACGGGAGGUUACUUGGAUUUGGCCUUGAUGAUUAGGAGGAAAGAUGAAUCCGAAUUUCGAACUUUGAGAAGUUUAUGUGAUAGUGUUCAAGAGUACACACUUCCGUUCAAGGUUCCCUUACCGGAGUUGUUGCCAGUAAAGGAUCACACCGACUUUCAGUUUGCGAAUCAAGCAAAGAGUUUUGCUUUUGAGCAUAAACCUAUUAGGUUAUCUUCGUCAUCAAAUAUUCAGCAACAGUCUAUGUUAACGAGCGAAUUCAUAAAUUCAACAAGUGCUGACACGUUUGCAGUCAAUCAAAACCAGCCAAUUACCAAUCUCAACUCGGGGUUUCCAUAUGGGUCGAGCUUUGUUGGUCUUGACAAUUUUCAUCAGCCAACGGAUUCUUCUGGUAGAAACGGUAUGUUUGAGCAAAAUUUUGCUGCUCUUUCGUCGAUGCCGUCGUUGUUACAACAACAACAACAACAACAACAACAACAACAACAACAACAACAACAACAACCGCAACAACAACCACAACCGCAAUUACAACCGCACCACCACCACCACCACCAUCAACAGCAGCAGCAGCAGCAGCAACCACCACAACCACCACAACCACAACCACAACAACAUGAGCCUUUGCUAUCUCGAAGCAAUAGUGCUUGGGCACUUGAAACUCCAUCUCCUAUUGCUGGAAAUUUAUCUGGUCCAGCUUCAGCAACGGGCUCCAAUUCAGGUACUUUUAUGAGUGCCUUGAACAAUGUUGGUCCUAUUAAUGCCAACACUAGCCAAACUAGCCAACCGGCUCCAAUAUCACCUUGGAACACAACUGGUACUAUUGGCCAGUCUGUUUCAAGAAUAAAUUCACCGUUCAUUUCCAGCACUAAUUUGAGUAACAAUUUUAGUUCAGCAGCAGGUCACGGCGUAGGAGUUGGUGUAUCAAGAGAUGACCAUUUGGUAGAUGAUCAUGACAGCGCCGUUCUAAAUUCAGUUGUUACCGAUAUUUUGCAGGAUGAAAGCGAGCCAAAGAAGGAACCAGCAUCUAUGGUUGCCAAACAAACUCAAUCACUUGGUAAACAGCAGCAAAAGCAAGAGCGGUUGCUGCAACGACCAUCAGAAAGUGAUAAAGUUUCCAAAGCCAAUUUUUCUCUUGAGGAAGAAAUCACGGCGCCUCCAACAAGAACUGUUGACUUGAAACCUUCAAAACCUCAAGCAUUGGCUCCGUGGGCGGCAAAAGCGAAAGAAGAAGCCACAUCAUCUUUGAAAGAGGUUCAGAAAGUUGAACUUGAGAAAAUAUCACAACAAAGAAAAGCACAAAAUAAGUUAAAGUUAGAACAAACUUCUAAGGCGUGGGCAAUGGAAGCCGCUGCCGAAAAGUCAGCAGCUACUGAACAGGAAAAACGUAAAGUACAAUUGCCUUUAUCCUGGGGUACCCCGGUUGAGAAACAUGCACCCGUCAAGUCAUUAGCGGAAAUUCAAAAGGAGGAGGCAGAGCAGGCCAAAGCCAAGAGCGCAGCAGCAGCUGCUGCCGCAGCUGCCGCAGCUGCCAACAGUGCUCACAAUGGUAGUGGUGCUGGUACUAGCGCCGUUACAAAUAUGUCGUUUGCCAAUGCAUUAGCAAAUGCGGUGCCCAGUGAAGAUACAGCUGCAUGGACUACCGUGACAUCCUCGAAGAAACCAGUUGUUGUUAAAAAAACUGGAGGAAGUACUACUACUUCUUCUUCUUCUUCUGGGGUACCACCUUCUAAGGUUACACCUCAAUUAUUGCGUAAUGUAUCAGCAUCUAAAACUGCCACUACUGGGAUUAAUUAUCAAGCUAUUAGAGAAGAGUUUUUGAUCUGGGCGAGAGCUCAAAUGACGAAUCUUUAUCCAAGUGUUUCCAAAUUCGAUUUGCUCGAGAUGUUUAUUACUUUGCCUUCAAACUCUCAAGAAACCCAACAGUUAAUUUCAGAGACAAUCUAUGCCUCAAGCCCCACAAUGGACGGAAGAAGGUUUGCGCAAGAGUUUACUAAGAGGAAAACAAAAGCAGAUCAGAUGUUGGGUGGAGAAGGUGCAAAAGAUUAUGUCGCUUGGUCUGCUGCAAUUCUUUCGAGUGCAGAAAAGGUACAAAAGGUCGACGAAGACGGUUGGAGCACUAGCACCAGUGCUAAAACCAAGAAGAAGAGUGCCUCUAGAAAAUAA
This is a messenger RNA of Lodderomyces oxycetoniae, 3063 nucleotides long. RefSeq lists its product as uncharacterized. The transcript has a single exon. The record is from RefSeq and is a predicted model, not a curated record. Gene Ontology annotation, cellular component: cytosol. The coding region runs from base 1 to 3063 and encodes 1020 amino acids. Lineage: Eukaryota; Fungi; Ascomycota; Pichiomycetes; Serinales; Debaryomycetaceae. Gene Ontology annotation, molecular function: protein binding.